UUCCGCAUUGAACCGGCCCGGGAAGUAAUAGAUGCACAAACCCGGGUUGUGGCGAAUCUCCCUGGCCGCCACUGGGGGGCGGGCGGGCAUAAUGGGUUCUGUAAUAUCAUGACGUCACUCAGCCCAAUUGUUCAAAUGUUUUACCAAUAAUAAAACAGCGGGAAACAUUAACACGACACUCCAAAAGACGAACCUUGCUGUGAUUUUGAAAAUACCAGCAACUACAAUGCUGCAUGAAUUGUACUUGAAACAGGAUUGUGUUUUUCUGUUUGGAAUCCCGAUGUGCGAGAGGGUUUGCGUUGGGUGAGGACUGAGCUCAUGUGCAAAGAGUCAAGACGCGUUGCAACUGAUAGUGUUAGCAAUAUACCCUGUGGUAGAUUCCUGGCCCAAGUCACGACGGUCGUGGCAAGAAAAUCAAUGACUUCUCGUCACUAGCUGCCCUGGACCGACUGGAGGCCUCGAGGCUGGACCCACUACCAGCUGCAUGCUGAGCGAGGAGAUUGUAACCCGCUGUUUGAUGUCAUUGCAACGCGGCAGCAAUGGGCUUCAACGGGGAGUCACUCGCCACUGAGCUGCUCAAAAUCCUGGAGGAAAAUUUCGCUCGUUUGGAUGAAGUUGGCCUUAUUCCCGGGCUGCCAUCAUCAUCAGCACCGCAAUCUGCAACUGCUAAUGACCAAUCCCUUGACCACACCUCGUCGGAAUGCUUCGUUCUCGUCGAUUCCAAACUCGGCAUUUACUCUGGCUGUGCAGCGGCGCUGUUUCCGGCACUUUACAGGAAGUUCAUGCAAUGUUGCCAAAGUCGCCGGGCGUCCCGUAAGUAGUGACCGGGAAGAAGAUGAAGGUGGGCGCGGCAAUGGUGACGGCGCUGCUGCUGCUGCUGGUGUUGCCGUCGGCAAUAGCGACGGUGAUGCUGCUGCUGGUGGUGUUGUCAUCGGUGAUUCCCUGUACCCGCUGGGCACCGUAGCGCUGUCGCGUGCCGUGGCUCUGCUUCAUGGCGAGUGCAUGACGGCGUGGAAUAUCCGAAAGCAGCUGCUACAAGAUGGCAGUGCCUGUGUAGCAUGUGAGCUCCACCUCACUAACCUUGCUCUGGACAUACGGCCCAAGAGUCCCGAAGUCUUCAUACACAAGAGAUACAUUCUGACACGAUACUUCUCAUCGUCAGGGGACCCACACACCGACAGUUAUUCUUGCCCACACCACCACCACUCUGUUGUGGAGGACGCUAAGCGGGCCAAGCAUCAUGACAGGUGCACUGCUGCCUUUUGUCUUGUGAACGAUGAGCUUCGUCUAUGCCUGCACUCGGCCGAGCGUUAUCGUCAUAACUACGCGGCGUGGCAGCACCGUGCAUGGCUGCUGCAUCGCAUACUCACCUCGUCCUCGUCCCUGUCCUCCAUCGGCUGCUGCUGCUGUUGUCCGGCCUCUGUCCUCACCAUUCUUGAUGCUGAGCUGGAGUGCGUGGAUUCGUGGACGGCUUUGAAUGUGUCUCAGCAUUCAGCAAUGAGCUAUUUGUUGCACCUUAUGCAUCUCAUCUGCCAUAUGACCAUGGUGUCUUGUCUGAGCUCUGGCAGCAUGCCACUGCCAGAUGAUCACCAGCGGAGGAGGAGGACCCAGCUGCUUUCCGGCUGGCUGCGCACUCGUCUUGAGAACUGCACUUCCCUUAUGACCAUGUACACUGAGCACGAAGCACUCUGGACGUUCCGGCGUGGAUUAGUUGGUCUAGUCCUAAGCCAUGUUCACCACCAGCUACACAACAACACUGCAACACGCGUGCAAACUGGUGGUGCCUCUGCCGGCCAUACAGUAGCAUGCCAUUCACCGGCAGCUGUGUCGAUGACGUUCGAUCAUCCCGAUGACCCGGCGAGCCGUCCCAACGACACGACCUCUGCCGCCGUUGCUUCUCCCAUGCUGUGUGCGAGUAGCACUAGCAGUGAUACGCUGCCAGGCAUCGGCGCUUUCCUGGGGGAAGUCACCUCGUCCGACUUGUGCCGUGCCCUGAACAAGACUCUGCAGUGCACAUCAAACGUUUUCAUCAGGAACGGUCCCGUCGCAAGUCGAGAUCGAGUCUGUGCUAGUCCGCAGCAGCAACAUGAGCAGCAGGAUUGUGCACUGCCCCAAAGCCCGGGCUGUACGCGCCUUGCUGCCGCCGCCUCACCACCCGCUGUACACGACGCGUCGCCGCACUCCUCCCGAAUCCAAUUGUGCAGUAGAUGCGCACAGCUAUUGCGCGACGAACAUGCUUUCGUUGUCUCCGUGCUUUCUGGGAGCAGCUCGGCGGCAUUGCCUGAUGCCCCAGCAGUGCUGUUUGCGACAAAAUAUGAAGAGUAUCUGUGUAGACUGGAAGUGGAGGGGCCUGCAUGUUAUGAUGUGCACUAGCCAUGUCAAGAGCUUGCUCAUGCUCCUCUGCCGACCGAGUGCCACGUGGACACUGGAUGUGAGUGAUGUGCCCUAGAUGUGUGCAUGUGAAAGAGAGAGAGAGAGUGUGUGCGUGUGUGUAUGUCUGGACUCGUGCCGUUAUCAUUGUUGCUACGUCGAUAUCCAGCAUUGAUGCUGCGCUGCACGCCUUGGUCAUGCUGGCAUGCCAUUGCGUUCCACUGCAAUGAUCCUACAUGUAUCACCGCAUAGGAAGCCUGCCAUGCUUGAUGAGAUCUUUCACGCUAGUGUUAUUUUAUUGAACAUCUUUCGAAAGGGAUCACAUGUACUUAGUGGUCCCUUCAUAAUCCGACACCAGUUGUGCCACAAACAUUCCGCUGAAUUAUGGGUGCUAGAUUUGGUCCCUUCAUAAUCCGACAUCAUUCGUGCCACCAACAGUCCGAUUAGGGAGGGUGCUGGAUUAUCAUGUCUGAUUCACAGUACAUUCUAGUUACUGAAAAUUCUGCUGUUGUAUUGAGUGUGCUGGAUGAA
Sycon ciliatum is the source of this 2901-nucleotide messenger RNA. RefSeq names its product protein prenyltransferase alpha subunit repeat-containing protein 1-like. The record is from RefSeq and is a predicted model, not a curated record. The coding region runs from base 610 to 2373 and encodes 587 amino acids. Gene Ontology annotation, biological process: protein prenylation. Gene Ontology annotation, molecular function: protein prenyltransferase activity. The transcript has 9 exons. Lineage: Eukaryota; Metazoa; Porifera; Calcarea; Leucosolenida; Sycettidae. Gene Ontology annotation, cellular component: cytoplasm.